UGGAAAAGGACAGAAAGCAGGUGGAUUUACAGGUGUAGGGAGAAGUCUGGCUAGAGAUACCAGUUUGGGAGUCUCAGGUGCCUUAAACCUGAAGCCUUUUCUGGAAGAAAAUCUUGAGGGCAGGGAUCAGAUUCCCAGACAGCGCGAUCUUCGGGCAGAACCUUCCUCUUCUCUGGAACCUCAUCAUUGCAUUGUUCCAGUUAGAAAACAGGCCAGGGUGCUCGGGGCCCGGCCUCGGGGAGAUGGCAGAUGGGCGGAACUGCAGUUCUGGGGCCGGGAGAGCGCCCGGAGGCUUUUCGCGGAACUCCUGCCCUAGCGACGCGCGCCUCGUUGCUAGGGGCGGUGGCAUGGGAGGCUGUGGAGCGUGGUGGUUGCUGACUCCCUCCACUCGGCGCCCCUGCCGGCCCCAGCUCCCGACCCGGCCAGCCGGCUGCAGGGGACACAUCUUCCAGCAGCCACAAGGGAUGCUGCUGCUCUGGUCUCCUCCCUGCAAGGUUUUGUGUAGAUCCUGUGCAGUGAUGGGGAAACUGCAAAGCAAACUCAAACAUAGCGCUUACAAGUACAGCAGGCCCGAUGGAAUUCUAGAAGAGAGAAUUCAAACUAAAGCUUGUCAGGAGUAUAGCCCAGCCCACGUGGAUACUGUGUCUGUCGUUGCUGCCCUGAGCUCAGACCUGUGUGUCUCUGGAGGAAAAGAUAAGACAGCCGUGGCCUAUGACUGGAAAACCGGAAAUGUGGUGAGACGUUUCAGAGGACACGAACGAGAAAUCACUAAGAUAGCCUGUGUGCACAGAUCGAGCCAGUUCUUCAGCGCCUCUCGUGACAGGAUGGUCAUGAUGUGGGACUUGCACGGCCCCUCGCAACCAAGGCAGCAGUUCUCUGGCCACGCCAUGGUGGUCACUGGAUUGGCCGUGAGUCCAGACUCUUCACAGCUGUGUACUGGCUCUCGGGACAACACCCUGCUUCUGUGGGACGUUGGGACCGGCCAGUGUGCAGAGACAGCCUCCAUCUCCAGGAACCUGGUCACUCACUUGUGCUGGGUCCCCCAGGAACCAUAUAUACUACAGACUUCUGAAGAUAAAACCAUCAGAUUAUGGGACAGUCGGGGGCUGCAGGUAGCGCAUAUAUUUCCCACAAAGCAGCAUAUUCAGACCUACUGCGAGGUCAGUGAGGAUGGACACAAAUGUAUCUCCUGCAGCAACGGCUUUGGAGGGGAAGGCUGUGAAGCCACGUUGUGGGACCUACGGCAGACGCGGAAUAGAAUAUGUGAAUACAAGGGACAUUUCCAGACUGUCACAUCCUGUGUCUUUCUACCAAGAGCAUUAGCCUUGAUGCCUACAAUUGCCACCUCAUCACAUGACUGCAAAGUGAAGAUUUGGAACCAAGAUACUGGAGAGACCUCGCGUUCCAUGACGCCGAGAUCUUGGCCUAAGCUGCUGGUUCCCUCUUCCUCCCCCAGCCUGCCUGUUCACCUUGUCCCUGGACGGAUCAGGACCUUUGACUUCCCUGGCUGUUGGCGACACCGUCUCCUUGCUGUGUGCGAGUUUCAGCCGAGGAAUUCACCUGCUCAGAGUGGACUACAGCCAAGGGCUGGCACUGCGGGAAGUGGCAGCAUUCUGAGGCCAAGAGACAUUCACUUUCAAACCGUGGCCUGUCCUUUCUCAGUGUGGCUUUGUUCUUCCCUGUGAUCUUGCAGGGGGCGGGGGUGGGCGGUGAUGUGGGACCAGGGUUCUCUGCUUAGUUCCAUUCAGAAGGCAUAUCAGGGUUAGAAGCCAGUUUAAGUCCAGGUGCAGUUUAGAAACAUGAACUAAACAUAAAGUUCUCCAUCAAGGUGAAAUCCAAACACAGUUUUCAGUGACCUUUUGGAACUGCUCUUCAAAAACCAAGUUUAUGGCUCCAAAUGGUGCCCUGCAUGUGUAAGAGUGAUAGGCCUCUGCGAGUCAGAACACAGGGUUGAGUCUGUCGAACUGGCCUGUUGCAUGUCUCCACAAGAGAAGAAGAUGCAGGGGGGAGGCACACCGUUCUGGCAGCCUCACGGUGAUCUAGAUGGGGAAGGACAGCGCAGCUCCAUAGCGGAAAUGGAUUGUAGACAUGAGAUUAAGCUCCAGUCACUGCUCCUCAGCAAGGUGAAGAACCAAAGUUAGGGCAAGAAAGAAGUCUUGGCUUCUACUCGGAGGAGCCACAGAGUGGAAGGAGGCAUGUCCUAGACCAGUGCUGAGGUGGCAUGAAAGUUAGACCCCAGGUGGCUUGGAAAGGCCAACAGCCCAAGGGCCUUGCCCAGCAUCCUAAUUGUCAAACCUGUGCAUAAGAAAAUGGGGAGGUUCUGGGCGCCUGAGUGGCUCAGGUUAUGAUCUCACAGUUCGGGGGUUCGAGCCCUGAAUCGGGCUCUGUGCUGACAGCUCAGAGCCUGGAGCCUACCUUGGAUGUGUUACCCUCUCUGCCCCUUCCCCACUCGUGCUCUCUCUCUCUCUCUCAAAAAUAAACAUUAAAAAAAGCAAAGAAAGAAAAUGGAGAGGUUCCAAGA
Messenger RNA from Acinonyx jubatus (cheetah), 2521 nucleotides. It is a transcript of the gene WDR31, whose product is annotated as WD repeat domain 31. NCBI's taxonomy places the organism in Eukaryota, Metazoa, Chordata, Mammalia, Carnivora, Felidae. The record is from RefSeq and is a predicted model, not a curated record. The transcript is spliced from 11 exons. Bases 243 to 1685 code for a protein of 480 amino acids. Gene Ontology annotation, molecular function: protein binding.